This is a messenger RNA of Astrephomene gubernaculifera, 1611 nucleotides long. NCBI's taxonomy places the organism in Eukaryota, Viridiplantae, Chlorophyta, Chlorophyceae, Chlamydomonadales, Astrephomenaceae. The record is from the annotation of a GenBank genome assembly.
GUCCGGCUAGAUCGUUUUACUAGAGAUUGACAAAGUUUCUUGUGCUGAACAAAUUAGUGCGAACGGACUCAAACAUUUGAGCAUAUAUACCAUUUUGUUUGUUCCGUUAAGCUAAGGACGUAUCAAGAAGUAUUAUAAUACUCGAAGAGCAGAACAUAGUUUGUGUUAAAGCAUGGCUGAGCCUGUGUUGCCCUGGGCCAAUUCACCCGUUGAGACCGCUGAGACGCAAGCAGAUGGCCAGGAGCCAGCUGAGCAGCAGGUGUCCGCGACAGGCACUGCUUUAACUCUAGAGGCAGCAGGCUUAGCGGUCGGAGGUCGUCUUGAGGUCAAGUGGCAAAUUGAGCCGGACGAGGGAGAGCCGUACUCAAAGUGGUGGGGCGCCACCGUCGUAGGGCCUAGCGCUCAGCAGGAUCCAAGUUAUCCUGGUGCACCCGUGUACGAGCUAUCGUACGACGCCCAUGAUGACUUCGAGCAGGAGCGGUGUCACGUUGUUUUCACCUCGGAACACACGCUGAAGCAGCUCGACCAAACAGAAGAGCUGUCGUGGCGCCGUGAGGGUGACGAAUGGGAGGCUGACGAGGACGAGGGGGAGGGUGCCGAGGCGGAGGGCGAGGAGGCGGCAAACAGCGAGGCUGUGCUCACGGUGGAGGACCUCAUCCGGGAUGAGAAGGAAAUCCUGGAUGGGAAGACGCUGGAGGAGGCGGAGGGCGAGGUGCUGGGUUCCCUGGAGCCGAGCAAGCGCAUCGCAGUGGCGGCGGGCUUCCGGGACUUUGCCGACAACCUCAUAUCCUUCCUGCGCGAGAAGGUCGCGGCGAGCGAGGGCGGCGAGGUGACUGUCACGCCGGAGCACGUGCAGGCAUUCAUGGAGAGCAUGAACAAGAAGCCGCGCAUUCGCUGACCUGCUGCAGCGCUGUUGCCGGACUGCUACCCAUGUAUGUUGACGUUUCACACAUAUGUACAUUUCGUUUUUUGUAUACUGCUCAAACGGUGGGACGUGGUUUGAAAGCCUAGGUUAGCGGUCUAGGCCGGCCUGUGAGGUGGUGUAGGGGGCGCAAAACGUGGGGUCCUGUGGGGUGCAUGGUUGGACGGUCGGCCGCUGCGUUUGGGCUGCUGUUCCAACCCCGUGGCCUACCAACCUAACGCGUCAUGGCCUCGGCAAAAAGUUGAUCUUGUUGUAGCUGUUUACUGCGUUUGGAUGCUGAUGAGUUGCCGCGCAAAUCGCGUGCAUUGCUCAGGCUUGAAGUACUGCCAGCCACCGGUGUAUUGUAGUUGACCGGCCCGCCCGCCAUUGCCGUGUAUUUCUCUGCAUGUAAGAUUACGAACCGUUCCUAAUGGUUUCAUGGAGGCCCAACAACAAACUGGAUAAAGGCCUUGGCUGUCCGGCGACCCAUGGGACCACGGCCGUACUUGUGUUGUUGUAGUCCACGUGAUUUACAGUACUGACCAAGAAGCCUUACGGAGUUUCGGUUUGUUGGUCCGUUCGCGUUUGGAUACCGGCCGUACUUGCAUGGUGCUGUGCCCAACAUGCACUCGCCGGUGUUCGCCCCUGAGCCUGCCCAAGCGAGUGUGGUUACCUUUUCCAGGCUCACGUUAUGCAAGGCACACGUUCCA